Cyclopterus lumpus (lumpfish) is the source of this 2152-nucleotide messenger RNA. It is a transcript of the gene cwc27, whose product is annotated as CWC27 spliceosome associated cyclophilin. The transcript has 11 exons. Gene Ontology annotation, molecular function: peptidyl-prolyl cis-trans isomerase activity. Bases 1057 to 2109 code for a protein of 350 amino acids. The record is from RefSeq and is a predicted model, not a curated record. Gene Ontology annotation, biological process: protein folding; protein peptidyl-prolyl isomerization. Gene Ontology annotation, cellular component: catalytic step 2 spliceosome. Lineage: Eukaryota; Metazoa; Chordata; Actinopteri; Perciformes; Cyclopteridae.
ACAACAACAACAACAACAAAAAACACCUGAAGAGUUAGCUGGGAGUUAUGUGAGCACGGCGAGCUUUGUUUGUAGCAGCAGGCGCGUAUGAACCAAAACAUGUGCGGCGGCAUCGAACUGCCGGAGGCGAACCUUUUCUUUUCUUCGCCGUGGUGGCUUCGUUCGGCAUGGGUCCGACCCACUCGUCGUCGUCUUCUCCAUUAUUUUUUUUUCUCCCUCCGGGUCGUCGUCGGCUUUUCGCUUAAGUUCCACAUUGUUUUCAGUCGCCGCCAUUGCUGCCGAUCUUCCGUGUUGUUCCGUUCUGGAUUCCGGUACUUCCGGUUCGUUCGGCGCCUCGACUUCUGAAUAAGUUCUAAAUGUUUUUUAAGGCGAAUUCUGUAUUUUAUUUGAGACAGAAAAAUAUUAAAUUAAUUAGGUUGACUAUUUAUUAUGAAAAAAAAAUGUAUGCUUCUUUUUUUAAAAAUUAUUAAUAGAUAAAUUGGAACGUUUUCCGCGCUAUAAACACAGCAGCAGCAACGUCCACCGCGUAUUUAUAUCGGGCCCAACCUAAAAUAAGAAAAUAUACAAUAGCCUAAUACGUAUUUUGUUUUUCAUCACAUUGUAUGGGGUUUUAUCUGUUCAAGUUAAAGUAUUUCAACUGCAGUGGAACUGAAGUACUCAUUUGUUUCUGACGGUACGUUGUCAUGGAACACUUGGGUCAAACCAAAAAUAAACGUUUAAGGGUGUAAUCAUUAAUGCUUGGGAUCGUCCGGUCACUUGUACAUUUUUAGAUUAAUAUUCAAGUGACUUUAUUUAUUAUUAUUGCUAAUAUACAAACUAAGUCACUGAUUUGAACGUUGAAUUACGAAGAAAUAAAGACAUAAAUAAUGUGUUUAAAUAUGAUCCCCCUCCGCGCUUGGAAGUAAACAACAAUCCCACAUGUAUGGCCAAUAUGGCUCUAGUUGAGAAGUAUAAUAUUUGUCACUAAAGAAAGCGAGUUAUAGGAACAUAAUCUAUCGUUUUGCAUAACGGUUUGUUAUAUUUUCAAGUAUUUAACGACAAAACCACGGCUGCAAAAUGAGUAAUAUUUACAUCCAAGAGCCGCCGUCAAAUGGAAAGGUGCUGUUGAAGACCUCAGCAGGCGACAUUGACAUUGAGCUGUGGUCCAAGGAGGCUCCUAAAGCAUGCAGGAACUUUGUGCAGUUGUCCAUGGAAGGUUACUAUGACGGAACCAGUUUCCACCGAGUGGUGCGUGAGUUCAUUGUUCAGGGGGGAGAUCCCACGGGAACGGGAACGGGUGGAGAGUCCAUCUUUGGACGGCCGUUCAAGGAUGAAUUUCACUCCAGACUGCGCUUCAACCGGAGAGGUUUGGUUGCCAUGGCAAAUGCCGGCCCGCAUGAUAACGGCAGUCAGUUUUUCUUCAGCUUGGGACGCGCAGAUGAGCUCAACAACAAACACACCAUAUUCGGCAAAGUCACAGGAGACACGGUCUAUAACAUGCUCCGACUGGCAGAAGUUGAAUGUGACAACGAUGAGAGACCUUUGAAUCCCCACAAGAUAAAAACGGCAGAGGUGCUUCACUCUCCGUUUGAUGACAUUGUGCCUCGCGAAACCAGGAAAGCCAAGAAAGACAAGGAUAAAGAGGAGGGAAAGAAGUCGCAGUCAAAAGCCACAAAGAACUUCAGUCUGUUAUCUUUUGGAGAAGAAGCUGAGGAGGAGGAGGAGAUGGCGACUCAAGUGAGCCAGACGCUGAAGGGAAAAAGCAAAAGCAGCCACGACCUCCUGAAGGACGACCCCAGGCUGAGCUCCGUUCCAGCGGUAGACAAGAAAAAGAAGAAGAAGACACCAGGAGACGCAGCUGAGGCAGACGACGCGGCCGAGGGCGACGUCGUCGUCGAUGACGACGCGGAUGGCGACGAAGAGUACGACUCCGACGAGAGAGAGAGGAGGAGGGAGAUCGUCAGUAACAAGCUGAAGAAAUACAAAGAGGCGGAUAAAUUGGCGGAGGAGGAGGAGCAGCGAGACACGAAGAGCACCCGCAGUGAUGAAUUGAGGAAAGAGGCGCGGCAGCUGAAGAAGGAACUACAGGCCAUAAAGCAAAGGAAAGAAGAGGGCUCCAAACCGCGGUAGAAGAGGUCAAGGAGGUGAGUGAGGAGAUGCCAUUCCUUAACAC